Messenger RNA from Cajanus cajan (pigeon pea), 503 nucleotides. NCBI's taxonomy places the organism in Eukaryota, Viridiplantae, Streptophyta, Magnoliopsida, Fabales, Fabaceae. The record is from RefSeq and is a predicted model, not a curated record.
CGGGUCUUCACUUUGAGUCAUUUAGAAGACGAGCGUGCAUCCCUGUUGUAAUUGUUUUGUGCUGAGUGAAUGGCUAGUUCAGUUGGAGGGAACUUAAGCUCGAGCGCGGGUGUGGAGUGGCACGUGCGUCCUCCAAACCCUAAGAACCCCAUCGUCUUCUUCAAUGUCACCAUCGGUAACAUUCCCGCCGGUCGAAUCAAGAUGGAGCUCUUCGCCAACAUUGCGCCCAGAAUUGCCGAGAAUUUCAGGCAGCUCUGCACUGGGGAGUACAGGAAAGUAGGACUGCCUGUUGGUUACAAGGGUUGUCAAUUUCAUAGAGUUAUUAAGGAUUUUAUGAUUCAGGCUGGUGAUUUUGUAAAGGGUGAUGGUAGUAGAUGUGAUGGAAAUCUAAUCCCCAAGGAUCCCUUUGGAAGAGAUAAGACCAAGAGGGGUGAAGGUUGAUCCAAGGAGGCUCACACUAGAAGACCAUUGGGCCUUUAACUAGGUCCAUGGUUAGGAGGCUA